CCCAGAACAGAAAUUUCCCUCCAAAUCGGAAAAUUUCCCUCUGUACAUAACCCUAACGAUGCCUCUCCUCUCCUCUGCCUCCGGCCAGCAGCAGAAAGAAUUGCCAAGCUUGAUCAUUUUGAAGAGCGAAGCAGGGGAACCUCGUAACUCCUGGAGCGAUGGCGGUUUCACUCAAGCGACUGUGGCAGAUUGGCGGGUCAGACACUCUCAAUCGCCUUAAACCAACGAACCUAUUCACCCAACUAGGAGCUGCCGCCGCUCUGCAUUCUGAAGAUGGUAGUGCCAAAUAUGAAGGGGAGUUCUCGAAAUGGAACAAUGGAGGUGGAGUUUUCCACAGUCUGGCUUGUAUUGAUCCAACGGCAGUUAUAGAAGUUGGUGCCAUAGUUCACUCUAAAGCUAUGGUGGGAGCCAAUGUUCAUAUUGGAUCUGGUGCUGUAAUUGGCCCUGCUGUCUCCAUUGGCGGUUCAACAAAGAUAGGGUGAAUAUCAUAUAUCUUCUGUGAGUUACUUCAAGUUCAUUGGCAAGAUUGAGAUUCUGUGUCCAUUUCAGGUACAAUGCUGUGCUUAGCAAUUGCAGCAUUGGCGAUUCAUGUGCAGUGUAUAAUGGAGUAUGCAUUGGCCAAGAUGGAUUUGGUUUCUUUGUGGAUGAUCAGGGCAAUAUGGUGAAGAAACCUCAGCUUCUGAAUGUGAGGAUAGGGAACAAUGUUGAGAUUGGAGCAAACAGUUGUGUCGAUAGGGGCAGUUGGAGAGACACAGUCAUAGGAGACCAUUCAAAGAUAGAUAAUUUAGUCCAAAUUGCUCAUAAUGUGGUCAUUGGAAGGAGCUGCAUUAUCUGUGGACAAGUCGGAAUUGCAGGUUCUGCAACGAUAGGAGAUUAUGUUACAUUAGGGGGGAGAGUGGCAGUUCGUGACCAUGUAUCAGUUGCAUCCAAGGUGCGGCUUGCUGCUAAUAGCUGUGUCACCAAGGACAUCAGCGAGCCAGGGGAUUAUGCCGGCUUCCCUGCUGUUCCUGCUCGGGAAUGGAGAAGGCAAGUUGCUAAUCAACGUCGGAUUUCCAAGCAAGGGGGUUCCUAA
Molecule: messenger RNA, 1072 nt
Organism: Linum tenue
Lineage: Eukaryota; Viridiplantae; Streptophyta; Magnoliopsida; Malpighiales; Linaceae
Source: the annotation of a GenBank genome assembly